Brassica rapa (field mustard) is the source of this 1140-nucleotide messenger RNA. Its product is annotated as reticulon-like protein B2. The record is from RefSeq and is a predicted model, not a curated record. Gene Ontology annotation, biological process: response to bacterium. NCBI's taxonomy places the organism in Eukaryota, Viridiplantae, Streptophyta, Magnoliopsida, Brassicales, Brassicaceae.
UUCUCUCAUCAGUGUUUAACGUUUGUUGUUGUUGUUCUCUAGAAUCGGAAGCUAGAUUCUGCACGAAUCGAUCGGAAACAAUGGCGGACGAACACAAGCACGAAGAAUCUCUCCCUAAUUUGGAUCCGGCGGUGGAAGUUGUGGAGAGAGGAUCGUUGAUGGACAAAAUAUCUGAGAAGAUCCACCACAAAGGUGGCUCGUCGUCGUCAUCAGAUGACGAGAGUGAGAAGAAGCCGUCGUCUCCGUCGUCUCUGAAAUCGAAGGUUUACCGUCUGUUCGGCAGGGAGAGGCCUGUUCAUAAGGUUCUCGGUGGCGGAAAACCGGCUGAUAUAUUCAUGUGGAAGAACAAGAAGAUGUCAGGUGGUGUGCUUGGUGGUGCCACAGUAGCCUGGGUGCUCUUUGAACUCAUGGAGUAUCAUCUUCUCACUCUGCUGUGUCACGUUAUGAUCGUCGCUCUCGCUGUGUUGUUUCUAUGGUCUAAUGCCACCAUGUUCAUUCACAAGUCUCCACCAAAGAUUCCUGAAGUACAUAUCCCUGAGGACCCGCUUCUCCAGCUUGCAUCUGGGCUCAGAAUCGAAAUCAACCGUGGGUUCUCCUCUCUUCACGAGAUUGCAUCUGGAAGGGAUCUCAAGAAAUUCCUCUCUGCUCUGUUCGGGUUGUGGAUUCUAUCAAUCUUGGGUGGAUGUUGUAGUUUCUUGACUUUGGCAUACAUAGCUUUGGUUCUACUUUUCACUGUUCCUCUUGUCUACGACAAGUACGAAGACAAAGUAGACUCAUAUGGUGAGAAAGCAAUGGCUGAGUUGAAGAAGCAAUAUGCUGUGUUGGACGCAAAGGUAUUGAGCAAAAUCCCAAGGGGGCCAUUGAAGGACAAGAAGAAGGAUUAAGAGUUUUUUUCGUGUUUUCUACUCUUUUCUUUUGCAUGCAUGUGCACAGUGCUCUGGUUUUUAAAUGUGGGUUGUGUUGUGAAAUGGUAGUCUAAAAGUUAUGAUAGAUCUCAUCUCGUUGUUCGCGAUUUUACUUGUAAACUGCUGUUUUUCUAUAACUUUAUUUUGUGUUUGUGCUAUUGGUGGGUGUUGUGGCAUGAGAACAAAACUUGUAGUUGACCUCUUGCUAUAUAAAUAUUUGUGUCUUCUUCACCAA